This is a messenger RNA of Hypanus sabinus (Atlantic stingray), 6197 nucleotides long. Its product is annotated as HHIP-like protein 1. The transcript is spliced from 9 exons. Lineage: Eukaryota; Metazoa; Chordata; Chondrichthyes; Myliobatiformes; Dasyatidae. The coding region runs from base 859 to 3327 and encodes 822 amino acids. Gene Ontology annotation, cellular component: membrane. The record is from RefSeq and is a predicted model, not a curated record.
UCAAACUGAUUUUAUGAUUUGCAGUUUUAUUCUUGUUGUCUGACGUGAGAUUUUCUUUCCUCUUUUCCUGUUUUGUUUGGCUGCGAUCUCUCCUCAGCAACUAUCAUUCCUUUGUUUCCGACCCUCUUUAUCAGCGUCCCUGCACUUCCCUUUCCCUAGCAGACGUAGCAGCGAGGAACUGGGUUCGAAAGAAAGACUGUGGGGUGAAUGAAACGGUCCCGUCUCCCUCUCUCUCCUACUGAAAGAUCAGCUUCGCGCCUGCAGACACAGCGGUUAGAGGUUAGAGAUGACAGAGCAAACGCACAGUGCGGGCUAGACUGAGGAGCUAAGUGACAAGAGGUCAAGGGAGAGACAGCAAGGCGGGAGACGAGGAGAAAGAAAACACAAAGUAAGACGGGAAAGAGAGUAAUUGAGAUAGAAGGGAAAAUACGGAGAGGUUGUGAAGGUGCUGGAGAAAGCGAAACGACGAGGAAGCAGAGAUUGCGGUGAUAGAAAAGGGGAAACACGGGAGAAAAGGGGAGGGAGAAAGAGCAAGGAAGAAACUGGGAGAGAAAGGAAGACUGCGAGAAAAGAAAUACGGAUAAGGGGAGAUACUUAAAGAAGAGAGAGGGAGGGAGGGAGGAAGGGAGAGGGAGAGGGGGGGGAGAGAGAGAGAGAGAGAGAGAGAGAGAGAGAGAGAGAGAGAGAGAAACGGGGGAAAAGGAGAGACGGGGAAGUAACAGUGCUGAAAGAAGAAAAAACACGGAGGAGAGAGAUAGGGAGAGAAAGAGGAAGAGAAGGGUGAGGUUUGAGAGAGAGAUGAGAGCCGGACAGAUUUAAGCCCCAGUUUCCCGGUUUGAAGUGACGUCCCACGAUAGGAUGAAUCGCUUCUUCGUCGGUAGCCUGGUCCUCCUGAUGGCUGCCGUGCAUCCGGCGACUUCCCACCCCCAGUGUCUGGACUUCAAGCCCCCCUUCCGACCCUCCAAGCCCCUAUCAUUCUGCACCAUGUAUUCCUCGUUCGGGUGCUGCGACUCUCGCCGGGACUCCGCCAUCUCUCGAAAGUACCGACAGAUCCUCAGAUACUUCCACUCCUCAGCGAUCCCCGUCUGUGCCGGAUACAUCCAGGAACUCCUGUGCCAGCGGUGCUCUCCGUUCGCCGCCCACCUGUACGACGCGGAGGACGCCAACACGCCGGUCCGCCAGCUGCCGGGCCUGUGCGCCGGCUACUGCACCGCCUUCUGGCGGCAGUGCCGCUCGGCCCUCAGCCUGCUGACCCAGGGCGGCGCGCAGGCGCAGGCGCUCGAGCCCGAGCCCGACCGGGACGCCUUCUGCGGCCUCCUCGAGCUGCGCGACCCCGAGUACUGCUACCCGAACGUGCUGCGGAGCGCGCGGCCCGGCGCCGCGCUGGGGGACGCGCGCACGGACUCGAGCGGCUGCCUGCAGCUGUGCCUGCGCGAGGUGGCCAACGGGCUGCGGAACCCGGUCGCCAUGGCGACCGCCGGCGACGGGACCCACCGCCUGUUCGUGGCCGAGCAGCUGGGCCUGGUGUGGGCCUACCUGCCGGACGGCUCCCGCCUCGGCCGGCCCUUCCUCAACCUGACCGAGGCCGUGCUCACCUCGCCGUGGCUGGGCGACGAGCGCGGCUUCCUGGGUCUCGCCUUCCAUCCCGACUUCAGGCGCAACGGCAAGGUCUACGUCUACUACUCGGUGUACGCCCGCAAAGAGGAGAGGAUCCGCAUCGGAGAGUUCCGCCUGCUGCCUGACAACAUGAACGCGCUAGACCCCACGUCGGAGAGGGUGAUCCUGGAGGUGGUGGAACCUGCUUCAAAUCACAAUGGGGGGCAGCUCCUCUUUGGAGACGAUGGGUACUUGUACAUCUUCACCGGCGACGGGGGAGGAUCUGGGGAUCCCUUCGGACUGUUUGGAAAUUCUCAGAAUAAGUCAUCAUUACUGGGCAAAGUGCUGAGGAUCGACGUGAACCACAACGAUCACGGACCCCCAUAUCGCAUCCCCCCAGAUAACCCGUUCGUGGGGGAACGGGCAGCAAGGCCUGAAGUCUACGCCUACGGGGUACGGAACAUGUGGCGUUGUUCGGUGGACCGCGGUGACCCAGUGACCGGCGCCGGGAAGAGCCGACUGUUCUGUGGUGACGUGGGCCAGAACAAAUACGAGGAGGUGGACAUUAUCCAGAAGGGAGGCAACUACGGUUGGCGGGCCAAGGAAGGCUUCUCCUGCUAUGACAAGAAACUUUGUGCCAACUCCUCCCUCAAUGAUGUCCUACCAAUUUUCGCCUAUCCUCACAAGUUGGGCAAAUCAGUGACAGGUGGUUAUGUCUACAGAGGCUGUGAGAUGCCCAACCUCAAUGGGCUUUACAUCUUCGGAGACUUCAUGAGCGGGCGUCUCAUGGCUCUCAAGGAGGAUGCUGGUUCUGGGAGGUGGCAAUAUCAGGAGAUUUGUAUGGGCAGUGCCAAAGUCUGCAACUUCCCUAAGCUCAUCAAUAACUACUAUCAGUACAUCAUCUCAUUUGCUGAAGAUGAGGCAGGUGAACUUUACUUCAUGUCUACUGGAAACCCCAGUGCUUAUGCACCUGCAGGGACACUGUACAAACUAGUUGACCCUUCCCGCCGUGCACCGCCAGGGAAAUGUCACUUCAAACCUACGCCUGUGAUUGUGAAGGGGAAGCUGAUUCAUUUUCGUCCAAAGCAGAAGCUCAUUGAUGACUCCGCUGUCACCCCAGUGCCUCCGAGUGCAACCUCUCUCAACCACACGCUGACCCCUUCCCGUGCUCCAAAACAGAGAUCAAGAGCAACGUCGACCCCGAGGGUGAGGACCUGGCGCACGACUCCUGCCCCCCACCUGGCCAUUCCGACUCGGCGCAGGCCGACCGCGGCCACGCCAAGGACCACUACAUCUGGACCAGCCACCAGCAGUAGAUUGGCUGAACGGCCAGCCAAGCCCAAGGGAGGAGGCAGGCGAAAGGGCCGGCUGCCAAAGAAGAAACGCACCAAGAUACGGGAAGGCGCAGUGCGCUUAGCAGGGGCAGGGGGGUCUCGCGGGCGAGGCAGGGUGGAGGUCCGCUUGGCUGGCAAGUGGGGCACGGUAUGUGAUGACUCAUGGGACUCACGGGCAGCGAAGGUGGUGUGUCGGCAGCUGGGCUACCCCGGUGCACUCCGUGCCACGCGAAAGGCCGAGUUUGGCCCCGGCAUUUCCCUGCGCAUUCUCCUGGAUGAUGUGCGGUGUGUGGGCACUGAGAGGAGUCUCCUACAGUGUCGGCAUUCGCCCAUCGGGAAGCACAAUUGUUCCCACGACGAGGACGCUGGUGUCGUCUGCAACCUCAGGGGCCAGUAAACAUUUCAGGGUCUUCUCAUCCACCGCAUCUAAUUAACUUGUCAGUCAGGCCCUUCAGCCCACCUAGUUCCUGUUGACCAAAUCCAGCAUUAGAAUAGUUCAGUGCUGCUAGAAACCCUGUAGAAUUUUCUCUAUUUCUGUAUAAGUAUGAUCAGAUCUUCACACAAGUCCUAAAACUAGAUAAAGAGAACCCAAUUAAACAAGUAAUGCAAAAUAUAGUUGUUCCUAUAUUUAUUGAGAAAAUGAUCUAAUAUUGCAUGUAUUUGAUGGAUAAAGUAUGUGAACCUCUGGGGUAAUGCCUUCUACAAAAGCGAUUUGGAGUCAGGUGCUCCAAUCAAUGAAGUGAGAUUGGAGGUGUGGGUUGGAGAGGUGCCCUGCUCUAUAAAAAAGACACACAAAGUCAGGUUACUGACAGAGCCUGCUCUUCUCAAGAAAGAUCUGUUUACGUGCUCCAUGCCUCGAUCAAAACAACUUUCAAAGGACCUUAGAAGAAGAAUUGUGGAGACGUAUGAAGCUGGAAAAGGCUACAGAAGCAUUUCUAAAGACCCGAGUGUUCACCUGUCCAGAGUAAGAGAAAUUGUCUACAAAUGGAGGAAACUCACCACUGCUUCUACUCUCCUUUUUUUUCAUUACAAAAUCCUUUAUUACAAAUAUCAGUGCUAUACAAUAUAUACAAAACAGUGGCAAACACAAUUACUGCACUACAAAUAGACAAUAGACAUUACACCAGAAUGUUGCCAUCUCUAUCCACAAUGGCAUUUACACCCCGCGGAGCCCAACGGUCUCGAAACUCCUCUAAGGCCGCUGUGGACCCUUAGGAGUGGGCGUCCUGCAAAGGUCACACCAACAGCACACUGUGCAAUGCUGAAGGGGGUGGAAAAGAAUGCAAGGGUAACAGCAAAAGAUCUGCAGAAAUCUCUAGAAAUUGCUGAAAUCUCUGUUCAUGUGUCCACUAUAAGAAAAACACUAAACAAGAAUGGGUUUAUGAAAGGACACCAUGGAGGAAACCACUGCUCUCCAAAAAUAACAUUGCUGCUUGUCACAAGUUUGUAAAAGACCACCUGGAUGUUCUGCAACACGUCUGGGACAAUGUUCUGUGGACAGAUGAGACAAAAGUUGAACUUUUUGAUAGGAUUACACAUUGCUAUGUUUGAUGGAAAAAAGGCACUGCACACCAACACCAAAACGUCGUCCCAACUGUGAAGCGUGGUGGAAGGAGCAUCAUGGUUUGGGGCCGCUUUGCUGCGGCAGGGCCUGGACAGCUUGCAGUCAUUGAGGGAAUAAUGAAUUCAAAAUUCUAUCAAGUCAAUUUACAGGAGAAUAUCAGGGUAGCAGUACGUCGCCUGAAGCUUAAUGGAAGUGGAUAAUGCAACAAGCCAGUGAUCUGAAAGACGAGAGUAAAUCAAUAACAGAAAGGAUUAAACAAAAGAAAAUUCUUGUUUUGAAAUGGUCGAGUCAAAGUCCUGACCUUAAUAUGUGGAAGGACCUGAUGCAAGCAGUUCAUGCAAGGAAGCUUGUCAAUAUCCCAGAGUUGAAGAAGUUUUGUAAGGAGGAAUGGCCAAAAUCCCCUCCAAGCUGAUGUGCAGGUCUAGUCAACAGUUACCAGAAACAUUUGGUUGAAGUUAUUGCUGUACAAAGGAGUCACACUAGUUACUGAAUGCAAAGGUUCACAUUUUUUCCCCAACAAAUACGUGUAAUAGUGGAUCAUUUUUUCUCAAUAAAUAGAUGAGCAACUAUAAUGUUUUUUGUGUUAUUUAUUUAAUUGGGUCCUCUUCAUCUAGUUUUAGGACGUGUGGAAAAGCUGAACACGUUUUAUGUCAUAUUUAUGCAGAAAUAGAGAAAAUUCUACAGGGUUCACAAACCUUAUAGCACCACUGUAUACUAAACUAGUAAUUAAAUGCCUAACUAGACUAAUCCCUUCUCCCUGCACAACAUACAUGAAAUGCUGGAGGAAUUCAGCAAGUCAUUAGCAUCUAUGGAGAGGAAUAAACAAUCAGUGUUUUGGUCUGAAACCCUUCAGAACUGAAAAAUAACAGGGCAGUUAUUUCUCUCCAUAGAUUCUGCCUGACCUGCUGAGUUCCUCUGGCCUUUUGUGUGUGUUGCUGCAGAUUUCCAGCAUCUGCAGAAUCUCUUCUGUAUGUGGCCUUCUGCUUGCCUGUUAAAUUCCUCUAUCAUAUUUGCCUCCAUUACCACACCUGGCAGCAGUCAAAGCAUCCACCACUCUCCAUAAAAUAAACACUCGCCCCGCACUCCUUUGGUUAACCUAUUCCCUCCUAGACAUAUACCAUCUAGUAUUUGGACCUGGGGAAAAGAUACCAGUUGUCUUUCAGCCUUUCAUAAUUUUAGUAACCUCCCUUCAACCUCUGCUGCUUCAGAGAAAACAACCCAGGUUAGUCCAACCUCUCCUUAUAGCACUUACCUUAUAAAUCCUGGUGAACCUCUUCUGCACCUUCUCCAAAGCCUCCAUGUCUUUUCUCUCAUGCAGUGACCAGGACUGGAUACAGUACUGCAGUUUUAGGCUACAUCUAGAGUACUGCAUUCACUUCUGAGUUCAAUCCCAUUUCAUUUCCCUCAAGCUCCCCUCCAGACUACACCACUCAGCUACAAGGCAAGGAACUCUCACAGCUUUAUCUCAGAGUGGUAAAUCCAGUGGUGGUGGAGGCUGGAUCAAUGGUACGUGGGCAGGAAAUGAGUGAAAUGCAAUCAACGGACUACCUUAACUCAGCAUCUUUGUCAGCAUAGGCCAGCUGAGCCGAAAGACCUGUUUCUGUGAUGGAUUCAUGAAAUGGAGAUAGAUAAAUAUCAGAAUCAAAUGGUUUUUUAUCAUUCUCUUACAUGUUUAUAAUGAUUAAAGAUAAUAAUUAGCUGUA